AUCUAGUGCUUAGAUAGGUACAUAAUAAAUUAACUAUGCUCAUUGCUCAUUAAUAAUUGUAAAUUAUUGGAAAAAUUUAAUAGCUAAUAGUGAAUUCAUAAUGUUGCGUUACAUUUGCUUAUUUUUUGUGAUUUUUGUUCACGCUGACGAUUAUAUUCAGUGGCCACCUACUAUUAAACAGCAAGUGGAGAUGCCGCGCUGGCCGCCCGACGCGCCCGUCAGAGAUGGCGAGAGUUUUGACUUCAUAAUAGUGGGUGCUGGUUCAGCGGGCGCGGUGCUGGCGAGCCGGCUCACUGAAGUGAGCGAGUGGCGCGUGCUACUGCUGGAGGCCGGCGGAGACCCGCCCAUAGAGAGUGUGGUGCCAGGUCUGCUGGGCUCGCUGGAGCACAGUCGCGUGGACUGGAACUACUCGUCGGUGAACGACGGGUGGACGGCGCAGGCGCAGCGCCGCCGCGGCCGCGUGUCGCUCCCGCGCGGCCGCAUGCUGGGGGGGACUUCCAGCCUCAACUCCAUGAUGUAUGUCAGGGGUAAUCCAGCAGAUUACAACAGAUGGGCAAGGAAGGGAUUCGAAGGAUGGGACUGGGAAUCGGUUUUCCCAUAUUUCUUAAAGAGUGAGAAUCUCCAAGAUGAAAACUUAAACAAUGAUCCCAAGUACUCCCCUUACCACAACACUAAAGGGCCCAUGAAGGUCACUGUGCAGGAGAGCAUCGAUCCCAAUGUUGUUGAAAAGUGGGAUGUCUUGUUGGACUCAUUGGAUGAAAUAGGAAUUAAAAGAAUAGUGGAUUACAACGGCCCCGAUCAAUUUGGUGUUUCCAAAUGUUACUUCAGCCACUCGGCACCGCCGGGCGUGCGGUCCAGCACCGCGCAGGCCUUCCUCGCGCCCGCCGCCGACAGGACCAACUUGUUCGUGCUCAAAAACGCGUUCGCUAAAAGAGUCCUCAUAGACGACGACAGAGAAGCGAGAGGGGUCGAAGUGGAAGUGGACGGCGAGGUGCUUCAAUUCUUCGCUGAAAAAGAAGUGAUCGUCUCUGCCGGUGCACUGAAUAACCCCAAACUGUUGAUGGCAUCAGGUAUCGGCCCGGCCAAAGAGGUAAAGAAGUUGGGAGUAGAAGUGUGCGCCGAUUUGCCAGUCGGUUACAACUUGCAAGAUCACCUCCUCGUGCCAGUAUUUUUCACCGGAGCGCCAACCCAGCAUAUCGACGAAGCGAACUACGGACCAAAAGUUAGUCUCGACUAUUUUCCGUUUCCCCGGCUGACCGGUUUCUUCUCGGUGCACAACCGGGCGCGGCCGGAGCUGCAGCUCAUCUCGUACUACUUCAACCAGUCGUCGCCGCUGCUGCAGGCCGCCCUCAACCGCUCGCUCAACUACGACGACGAGGUGGUGGACUCCGUGGAGGACGAGAGCUACAAGCACGAGAUCUUCAUGCUGGCGCUGGUGCUGCUGCACCCCAGGUCCCGCGGCAAGGUGACCGUCACCAGCCUGGACCAGGCCGUGCCGCCGCAGAUCUACCUGGGCUACCUGUCGCAGCGGGACGACCUGCGCCUCGUGCAGGCCGGCAUCGACAAGCUCCUGCAGCUGACCACCACGCGGUACUUCCGCUCCGUGCGGUCCCGCCUGCUGCGCGUGGACCUGCCCGACUGCGACAACCACCACGAGUACCUGGGCGCGGCGUACUGGGAGUGCUACGUGCGGCACAUGGCGCGCUCGCUGUGGCACCAGGCCGGGACGUGCGCCAUGGGCCGCGUGCUGGACGCGGCGCUACGCGUGCGCGGCGCGCGGCGCCUGCGCGUGGUGGACGCGAGCGUGAUGCCCGCGCUGCCCAGCGGGAACACCAACGCGCCCGUCAUCAUGAUGGCUGAGAGGAUGGCCGAUGUCAUCAAGAAGGAGUAUAAUAAACUUUGAUUAAACCUAUGAUUAGGUAUGCAUUAGUUUCUAAUAAAUUAUGUUUAGCCCUAA
Messenger RNA from Plutella xylostella (diamondback moth), 1957 nucleotides. Its product is annotated as ecdysone oxidase. Lineage: Eukaryota; Metazoa; Arthropoda; Insecta; Lepidoptera; Plutellidae. Gene Ontology annotation, molecular function: flavin adenine dinucleotide binding; oxidoreductase activity, acting on CH-OH group of donors. The record is from RefSeq and is a predicted model, not a curated record.